Messenger RNA from Malania oleifera, 2255 nucleotides. Its product is annotated as glucose-6-phosphate 1-dehydrogenase, cytoplasmic isoform-like. The coding region runs from base 338 to 1888 and encodes 516 amino acids. The transcript is spliced from 16 exons. Gene Ontology annotation, cellular component: cytosol. The record is from RefSeq and is a predicted model, not a curated record. Gene Ontology annotation, biological process: pentose-phosphate shunt, oxidative branch; glucose metabolic process. Gene Ontology annotation, molecular function: NADP binding; glucose-6-phosphate dehydrogenase activity. Lineage: Eukaryota; Viridiplantae; Streptophyta; Magnoliopsida; Santalales; Ximeniaceae.
CUCCUUCUAGGUCAGUAAAAUAUCUUCUUUGUCCACUGCUUCACUUCUUUUGGAAAUUUUCUGGUUUGUAUUUUUCUGGUGAUUCGUACUCCCUUUUUACCGUUUAAUUUCUUUUAUUAUUGUGUUUGUGGGUUUUGUUUAAUUUCGUUUAAUUUGUGGGUAAUUUGUUGUUUGAGUUCGAUUUUGGGGCUGCGGGUUCAUUAUAAUUCUGGGUAUUCAGAUCCACGUCGGGCGCGUGCUUCUUCGGUUCUAUGAUCAUAUUAAAGGACAAAAGGUUUCAUUAAUUGUGCUUCCACUGUUUUGAGGUUGCUGUUUCUGGGUUUGUUCACUUUUGGAGAUGGGAUCAGGUGGGUGGUGCAUUGAGAAAAGAUCCAGUUUUAGACAUGAGCCAAUGAAGGACUUUGAGAGUGUAUCUGAAAUUGGGUGUCUCUCCGUUAUUGUGCUCGGCGCUUCGGGUGAUCUUGCAAAGAAAAAGACUUUUCCAGCACUUUUCCACCUUUAUCGACAGGGAUUCCUACCAUCUAGUGAAGUUCACAUUUUUGGCUAUGCAAGGACCAAGAUUUCAGACGAAGAGUUGAGAAAACGCAUACGCGGAUAUCUUGUUCAUGGCAAUAGCGCUUCACCUGAGCUGUCAGAAGAUGUAUCUAAGUUUUUGCAACUGAUCAAAUAUGUUAGUGGUUCUUAUGAUUCUGAGGAAGGAUUUCGUUUAUUGGAUAAGGAGAUUUCUGCACAUGAAUUUUCAAAAGGCAGUGCAGAAGGCUCAUCUCGUAGACUCUUUUAUCUUGCACUUCCUCCUUCAGUAUAUCCAUCUGUCUGCAAAAUGAUUAGGCACUGUUGUAUGAGCAAAUCUGAUGUUGGUGGAUGGACUAGAAUUGUUGUUGAGAAACCUUUUGGGAGAGAUUUGGAUACUGCGGAGCAACUUAGCACCCAGAUUGGAGAGUUAUUUGAUGAGACUCAGAUUUAUCGUAUCGAUCACUAUUUGGGAAAGGAGUUAGUGCAGAACUUGUUGGUACUUCGUUUUGCAAAUCGCUUGUUUUUGCCCCUAUGGAAUCGUGACAACAUUGACAAUGUUCAGAUUGUGUUCAGGGAGGAUUUUGGAACUGAUGGUCGUGGUGGAUAUUUUGAUGAAUAUGGAAUUAUCCGUGAUAUUAUCCAAAACCAUUUAUUACAGGUUUUUUGUCUUGUUGCAAUGGAAAAGCCUGUUUCUCUCAAACCUGAACACAUCCGUGAUGAAAAAGUUAAGGUUCUUCAAUCAGUACUGCCAAUCAAAGAUGAAGAGGUAGUUCUUGGACAGUAUGAAGGCUACAGAGAUGACCCAACAGUUCCUGAUCACUCUAACACUCCUACUUUUGCCACUGCAAUUCUGAGAAUACACAAUGAAAGAUGGGAAGGUGUUCCAUUUAUACUCAAAGCAGGAAAAGCAUUAAAUUCAAGGAAGGCAGAAAUACGAGUUCAAUUUAAAGAUGUUCCUGGUGAUAUAUAUAAAUGUCAAAGACAAGGAAGGAAUGAAUUUGUAAUACGCCUGCAACCUUCAGAAGCCAUUUACAUGAAGCUUACGGUCAAGCAGCCUGGGCUGGAAAUGUCUACUGUGCAAAGUGAACUAGACUUAUCAUAUAGGCAACGAUAUCAAGAUGUUACAAUUCCAGAGGCCUAUGAACGUCUAAUUCUUGACACAAUACGAGGUGAUCAGCAGCAUUUCGUUCGCAGAGAUGAGUUGAAGGCUGCCUGGGAGAUUUUUACACCUCUUUUGCACAGAAUUGAUGAUGGUAAACUGAAACCAAUCCCAUACAAGCCAGGCAGUCGAGGUCCAGCUGAAGCAGAUGAGCUGCUGGAAAAAUCUGGUUACGUUCAAACACAUGGCUACAUAUGGAUACCUCCGACAUUGUAAGAACUUGGCAUUUCCCCGCCCGAAUAAAUCUCCUUCAAGUUUCUGCAUAAGCUGGAGUUUUGUUUAGGAUCAAUGUGUAUCAACACAUCAAUAAUGUACCAUAAGCUGGAGUUUUGCUUAAGGUCCAUGUGUAACUAUUAAUAAUGUGCUAUAGUCCAACCUCAUAGUUUAUCCACCUGAGCCUGUAUCUCUGUUGUUGACACAACUAGAUUCACAGCUGUUAGCAGAUGCAAAGAAUCAUGAAUAUGAAUGUGUGUUGUGUAUUAAAAUACCAUGUAAUAAAUUUUAUACACAAGCUCUUGACAAAGACUAUACAUGUAUAACAGAUGUGGUGUUAACACAGCCAUUAUGGCCUCAUUUUGAAACA